GACCAUGUUUCACUUUAUUUGAUUUUUCAAUCGCUCUUUCCUGAAAAUGGGCGAGUCAUUUUUAGCCUUGUAAUAAGGUUUUAUUUUUUUCUAAUAAAGGCGGACUUCCUUAUAAACAUUAAAGUUACAAAUUGUGUUAUAGGACUUUAUUUCUAUCGAUAUUUCAUUUCUACACGUAUAUCUUCUUACAAUAUCAUAUCGAUUUUGACCACCGGAAGUGUUUCCAUAGCAAGGUUUUACGCCUACUAACAGACAAACAAGAUCUAAAACUUGACAAGGUUUCAUAAAUAAUUUCUCGAGUUUCUACAGAGAUGUUAUUGGAUUGUAACCCUCUUUUACACCAUUCUCUGAAGAGUUUCCACUGGGAAAUUUUCUGGUCAUGUGAUAGGUCUGCAGCAGUCCCUUAUCUGACAGGCAAUGUGAAUGUUCCUAGGAAUUUGAAGGGCCAUUGAAGAUUCUGUGACUCUUCUGACACAGGUAUAUGUUGUGAAGCUACUGACACAGUUGCAGAUCUCGUGAAGCUAAUGACAUAAGGCAGAUCCCGCAAAGACACUGACAUACAGGCAGUACUUGUAAAGUAAAAAAAAAGGAAAGUAAUAAAUGAUAAUGAAGCAAAGGAAUACUACGUAAAGAAAACACAGAAACAGUUUUGUUGUGUCCUUGACGCACAGACUUCUUGGAGCACUCAGGAACUCAGGAACACGGACUUCUUGGAGCACUCAGGAACUCAGGAACACAAACUUUUUUUCGCCAGUAAGAUCACUAUUCAAAUUGUGAAGUCUGUCAAGAUUUUUCUCCAAAGUACAAGUUAAGGAGGCUAUGAUAACAUUCUUCAACAUUACACUAUUUAACCUUUUUACAACUGACUGCUUACUUUAAAGAUUUUCUACUGACUGAAGUGGUUCUAAAAGCUGAAUAAACCCUUUCCAAGGAAAAGAAAUAGUACUCGACUGAAGAGGCAAUGACUUUGAAACUUUUAUACAAAUGUGUGAUUCUGGCAUUAUAUUUCGAAAUGUUUUCUACAAACACAAUAAAGAUUUAUGAAAGAGAAAAUCCUUCAGUAGGGGAGUGUAAAGCAAAUCUAGUUAAUGAGCGUGAACAACUUAUCUAUUAUAGUACCAUUGAUAUGUCUGAAGGAUAUCAUCAUUUUGAUACAGUUCAAUAUGAGAUCAAAAGACAUGAUUCGAACUAUGAACCGUUAUGCUUUCUAGAUUUGAAGAAGUGCAAGGGAUAUAGAUGGGCUUAUUGCUAUUGCAGCGAAACAGCUGACAAAGAUGUGUUUACUGCUGUAGUUAACGUAACAGCUGAACUACAUCUUCAUGAAGCUACGUUGCGUGGACGUUUACUAUACGGUGAUGGAGACACUGUUAGUGAAGAAAGAAAACUCCCAAAAAUUUAUGAUCCCCAAAAAAUUGAAACAACACUUUACAUCAACGACCAACUAAAAAACGCCACAGAUUGUAAUGUUACAGUACACAAUAAAAUGACCAACAUAUUCUUAGUUGUGAAUAAUAAGCUGGAUGUAGUUUGUCAACUGGAGAUCACUGACCAUAACAAAGGAGUGACACAGUCCAGUGAAACUAACGUAUUAAGCUAUACCGCAAAUGUUACAGAGAAAACAAUCAUCACUUUAACAUACUCAGUUUGCAAGUUACCGGAAUACAAUCAUAGCUUUAGCUGCUCCAUUAAAACAGCUCCUUCUAGCUUUGAGCAGAACACAUGUGGCAAAAGCAGCGAUGAUGUUUGGAUCAAGUUUUGGAUUGUCUUGGCUGUGUCGGCUACAGAAGGCCUCUUACUCCUAGCCUCUUUCAUGUGCAUUCAUAAGAGAAGAGGAAAUGUUAACAAGGAUUUAGAUUUUACAGAAUCAAAGAAAUGUGUUUUAAGAAGCAGUACUAGCACAGAAAUGGAAAGUCUUUACUCAAAUAGCACUGAAGACUCAAAGACUCUGAAAGCUAAAUUAGAAAAAUAGAAAAUAGAAAAAGAUUAAGAUCUUUCAAAAAAUAUGUUUCAACAAACGAACUAACACUUGUGAUCCAAACACCAUUUCUACACUGCGAAAGUGAUAGAAACAGGAGAUCUACUACCAUUCCUCUCAUAUACAAAACUUGCAAUAAUGUAAGAGGUCUGUGUUUAUAUGAAACAUUAUGUAAGCAGUUUUUUCCAAGUAACUGUUUUAAUGCUUUCAAAUCUGUCACUUCUUUUAGAACUUGUUAGCAGCUUUUGAGCUUGUAGAACUGUGGAAACGUGUAUUGUAAAUAUUUAUAUACUUAAAAUGAAACAUUGUCGUGUAUUUGCUCUUGUUGCAAUGUUAAAUUGUGUGUAGUCAGUGGCAUACCAAGGAGAGAGCACGAGCGGGAGGGGGAAAUAUAAUUUUAUUAUCACAUAAAUGCUAACAUAAUUAACUCUUUCUCUCCGUAAUUAUUUAUUUUGCUCAUUUGUAUUUUACUAUCCUGCUUUCACUAUCCUUCAAUAACUUUUUUUGUUUGUUAUCAGAAAAUGUUCUAUUUGGCAUCGAAUUAUAGGAGAAUGUAUACUCUUUGUACACAACACAAAUUUAAAGUUUAUAACUUCAAAAAUCAAUUUAGUUUAAUGGGGUCAAAUCUACGAUGACAUUUGUCAAUUAGUAGAGUAAGAAUUAAUAAAUCAACCAUGUGUAAGACGUUAGAUGAUUUUACUUAUAUUACAUUUUGAAUUGAUCAGUGCACUGGUUCAUAACCGGAUCCCGUCUUAUACAUAAGCAAUCUAGGCCUCCGAUAAGUGGAUGGAUUUGCAAAAUGUUCGUAGAGAAGAAAUAUCGAAACUUGUGCCCAAUGUUAUUGCUGAAGUUCACUAGUCUAACUAUUUAUUUACUUCGCCUACGGCCUCCAGUGUUUUAAGGCCGGCCCUGAGAUAACGUACAUUCUUUGGGAUGCGCUGGGGGAGGAUUUAACUGUAAAUAUAGUUCUAAAUUUCUUUUAAAAGUAAACAAAAAAAAUGUUAAAAAUGAAAAUAUAUUAAACAUGGGCGUAUCCAGGGGGUGGAAUUCAAACCCCCUUCCCUCGAAUUAUGACUGAUUUUUUUUUCUGUUUUAAUUAUGUUUAUUUUUUAUGUCAGAUAGUAAAUGAGAUUAAGAAUGACAUGCUAUAUUUAUAUUACAAUAAUUAGUUAUUAAUUUAUUACAUUGUGUAUCAUAUACA
Biomphalaria glabrata is the source of this 3176-nucleotide messenger RNA. RefSeq lists its product as uncharacterized. NCBI's taxonomy places the organism in Eukaryota, Metazoa, Mollusca, Gastropoda, Planorbidae. The coding region runs from base 962 to 1969 and encodes 335 amino acids. The record is from RefSeq and is a predicted model, not a curated record. The transcript has 16 exons.